This is a messenger RNA of Amorphotheca resinae ATCC 22711, 768 nucleotides long. RefSeq lists its product as hypothetical. Bases 1 to 768 code for a protein of 255 amino acids. The transcript has a single exon. Lineage: Eukaryota; Fungi; Ascomycota; Leotiomycetes; Helotiales; Amorphothecaceae. The record is from RefSeq and is a predicted model, not a curated record.
AUGUGUGUCAAGGAAUUUUUCGGCUACAACUGUGGCCAUUGCUCUAUCCCAUAUCUCAGAAAGUGCCCAGUCUCUCUGUCAAACCCUUCGUUCCCGAUCUGCGAAUACCCGGCAGAGAGACCCAUUUUCACAGAUGAGUACUGCCAUCCGUGUUCAAGGGUAGUUUGGAAUCUGAAGGUGUUGAAGGAGGAAGAGGAGCAUCGGGGCCGUCAUUUGAGAGGGGAAUGUUUCUGCGAGACUGUCUUCGAAAGGGAGGAAAGAUCAAGACGAACAAGACCAAGACCUGGAAAGGGGAAGGGUAAAGCCAUCAGUGGUGGCCAGACUUCUGGGCCACGUGAUGUCGAGGAGGGAGGUACAGCAAGUGCCAACACGGUUAGAGAAACAGGACAGGGCCAUCCACAUCAAGACCGGGGGGACCCGGCACUCGUGGCUGCGUAUGAGUAUGUUGGAUACUACAUUGAACAAAGUAGUGUUCAGAUGACGGAUCCCAAUCAGUCGUACGCAAUGGUCGUAGGUGGAUAUGGCCUCGAGGAGCAACUGGUGAUCGGCCAGGCGGGCGCUGGAAUGAAGUGGUACCCCUAUUCGACCUCGGCACCUCCCCAACAUACCCCGCCGCUUCAGACGUCGCCAAAAGCAUCAAGGGCCAUGUCAGUGCCAACAACAGGAUCUCCUGAUCAGUGGUCAUCAGAACAUGACUAUGGAGAAGAUACAGAGCAGCAGCAGCCUAUGGUAGUCAGCAGUGACAUGGCCAGGCGCGACUCAGCAUAA